Fraxinus pennsylvanica is the source of this 1695-nucleotide messenger RNA. The record is from the annotation of a GenBank genome assembly. NCBI's taxonomy places the organism in Eukaryota, Viridiplantae, Streptophyta, Magnoliopsida, Lamiales, Oleaceae.
AUGAGUAGAAUUUAUGACAAUUGGGAAAGGCUGGUCCGAUCCACGUUAAAGAGAGAGGAGUUUCGGGAACUUGCUUAUGCCCAUUCCAGGAGCCCCAGCGUCAGCUCUGUUCCAUCGGAUUUCAGUUCGAAUUCUCCCCUUCAUGAUCAUGUUCCUGAGAACUUUUUGGACCCUCAAGCUUCUUCCAGCCAAAGCAUCCCGUUUAGUGGCAGAGAAGUCAACCGUCCUCAUGACAUUCUAACCGUUGCUAGUAAGGAGAGGAAUUUUCAGCUAGAGGCUUUCAAGUAUGGUGUGGUGGUAGAUCCGAAGUUCGCGGACACUACUUGGAAAAUUCUGGAUCAUGCCAUUUCCCAAAUUUACAAUCGCAACUAUAUUGACGUCAACUUUGAAGAACUCUACAGGCAUGCUUAUAAUAUGGUGUUACAUAAAUAUGGGGAGAAACUCUAUUCCGGACUUGAGUCAACAAUGACAUUCCACCUCCAGGAGAUGUGUAAAUGUAUUGAAGUUGCUUCUGGUGUUUCAUUUCUGGAGGAGCUGAAUACAAAAUGGACUGAUCACAAUACUGCACUGAAGAGAAUCCGUGACAUGCUGAUGUACAUGGAUAGGACAUAUGUUCCUUGCAACAACAAAGCCCCUGUCAUUGAGCUUGGGUUAAAUAUUUGGAGGGACAAUGUAAUUCACUCUAGCAAUAUCCCGAUCAGGCUUCAAUACACUCUUCUUGAUCUUAUAUAUAGGGAACGUACUGGUGAAGUUAUCAAUAGAGAGCUGAUGAGAAAUACAAUUAAAAUGCUAGUGGAAUUAGGAUCUUCAGUCUACCAAGAAGACUUUGAGAAACCUUUCAUUGCAGUUUCAUCUCAUUUUUAUGGGAAGAAGUCUCAGGAAUUUAUUGAGAGCAGUGAUUGUGGGGACUAUCUGAAGGAAGCUGAAAGAUGUCUGGAAGAUGAAAUAUCAAGGGUAUCACACUACUUGGAUGAAAAGACUGAAGCCAAGAUAAUUUCUGUCGUAGAGAAAGAGAUGAUUGCCAAUCACAUGCUUAGACUAAUUCACAUGGAGAAUUCAGGCUUGGUAAAUAUGCUUCUUGAUGAUAAAUAUGAUGAAUUAUCAAGAAUGUACAGCUUAUUUCGCCGGGUUCCUAAUGGUCAUUCUAUAAUCCUAGAUUUAAUGACACCUCACAUUAGAAACACUGGUAGACAACUUGUUACUGAUCCUGAGAAAUCGAAGAAUCCAGUGGAAUUUGUCGACUCCCUUUUUGAGAAAAUGGAUAAGUAUGAUAAGAUCAUAAGCUCUGCAUUCAACAAUGACGAGACCUUCCAGAAUGCAUUGAACUCUUCUUUUGAAUAUUUCAUCAAUUUGAAUCCUCAUAUGCCUGAGUAUAUAUCGUUGUUCGUUGAUGAUAAACUGUGCAAAGGACUUGGAGUGGCAGAAGAUAUUGAGAUAAUUCUUGACAAGGUAAUAAUGUUGUCUCGUUAUCUCCAGGAGAAAGAUAUAUUUGGGAAAUACUAUAAUCAACAUUUGGCAAAGCGACUCUUGUCAGGAAAAUCAGUCUUUGAUAAUGCUGAAAUAAGUCUGAUUGUUAACCUGAAGACUGAAUUUGCCUACGGUGCAGAGAUGGGAAAUGGCACAAGAGACAAGACGGGAUGGAGGCAAGAGGAAGCCCCAUAUGGAGGAUGCAAUAGUAAGAAUACAAAAAUCUAG